AUGGUUGUGAGGAAGGCGAUAGAGGAAGCAAAUAUCCCUUUCACAUACAUCUCCGCCAACCUAUUUGUGAGCUACUUUGCGGGCAGCCUGUCUCAGAUGGGGUCUUUUGUGCCUCCCAGGGAAAAGGUCCACCUCUUCGGAGAUGGCACACUCAAGGCCAUUUUCGUCGAUGAAGACGAUGUCGCCACCUACACUAUAAAGACCAUCAAUGACCCCCACACCUUUAACAAGAUUCUCUACCUCAGGAGACGGUCGAAAUACCAAAUUUUUCACACUGUUCACACGAACAAGGCUAGUGAAGACAAGAGCUUUAGCUGCGUUAAACAAGAAGAUGAUGCCAAUGGCAAAGUUGGUGUCACAUUAUCAAAAGAGAAAAGACCUUAUGACAAUUGCAGGGGAUGCUUUGAAAACCAACAUCACCAUCACCACAUUAAGCCCUCUUGUACUUUCAAAAUUUGA
This is a messenger RNA of Arachis ipaensis, 459 nucleotides long. The record is from RefSeq and is a predicted model, not a curated record. NCBI's taxonomy places the organism in Eukaryota, Viridiplantae, Streptophyta, Magnoliopsida, Fabales, Fabaceae.